GCUGCAGAUUAUUUACCUCCGUUACCAGGCAGCGCGAGAGACAGCAUGGCGUUAGGUGAUCAUGAAACUCUCCUGAAAUCCUGAUCUGAUGUACAGUGAACACAUUUCUGGUCUGAAUAAAGUAAAAACAGGACCGCCAAAAUGUCAUCGCCCAGUGAUGUUCGGGAAAAGAUAAAGAAGAAGAGAAGAGCCCUCCAGCAGUCUUUAGGAAGAGUCAGAGAUGACAAACAGGCUUUGGUUCCAUCAGACUGGGACCUGUCUAAGGAGAAUGAGCACACUGCGGUGGAGGAGCUGGCAGAUGGAGAGGAGGACCCGGGCGAGACACUCAGGCGUUCAGUGAAGGCAGAGAGAAUGAGAAGAAAAAAGAAGUUUCUCAAGGAGAGGGUGGUGGAUUCUGUUCCAGAUGAAGUGGAAGUGGUAGAGGAGGUGACAGCAGGGCAGGAGAUCAGAACACAGGAGGAUAGAGGAGAGAAUGUACAGCGUGUAGAAAGCCCAUCAGUGCGGUCUCCAAGAAAUCUUCCUCCUCGUCCUGCGGUGAGACCAGGCUCCAGCCAAUCAGUGACGUCCAUGAGACAGCGUGUGACUGAGAAAUUGAGAGCUGCCAAGUCUAAAGCUGCUAGUAUACUGGAGCAGGAAUCCAUCGUUGAGCCCACCAGUCGCCUGCAGAGUCUACGAAACAGAGAAACCCUCACUAGAUUCGACAGAGAUACUGAUACAGAUUUACGGUCAGAUGAUGACUCAUCGUUUGCUGCCAGAUUGAAGUUUCGUGAUGCGGCCAGACGUGCAGCCAAAGACAGAAGGGCUGAUGAUGGUUUACCGACCGCUGAAGAGGCGUACAACUUCUUCACCUUCAACUUUGACCCCGAGCCUCAAGAGAGACGGCGCCAUCAGAAGAGACGUGCCAGGAGAAGAGAAGCAGAGGAGGAAGCAGAAGUUGAAUCAGAAGAGCAGGAGGAAGUGAAAGGGGAUGGAGGGGCUGCAAUGGAGAGAGAGUAUGGAGAGGAAGAGUCUGAAGCAAGGGAUGAAGAUGCCCCACUGGUCAGGGACGUGGAAGAGGACUUGUUCAUCAUUGACCAUUCAGCACAAGACUUCCUGGAAUUGAGGAGUACAGAGUAUGUGGGCUACAGCAGACGACUGCAGAGAGAGAGAGAGACUGUCUUUGUUCCCAGCAUGAGGCCAGUUCCUGCCUCCAGCAAGCUGCCUGAGAAUGUGCAACCUCGUUACCUGGAGGAGGAGGGGCUGUAUGUUGGUGAGAGACCAGCUGUCUCCCUAACCAAUCAGAACAUUCUGGAAAACCGCCUCCUGAAGCAGGCGGAGGGCAGGAAGUGGUUUGGCGAUGAUGGGCGCAUUAUGGCUCUGCCUGACCCAAUCAAAGAGUCAUCCUCAAGACCACCUCUCUUUUACCUGGAGGAGGAGCUGGACCCAGCACUUCACACUGUCUACAGAAAAGCUCUGAAGUCUAAGCAGGUGAACCUCUAUAUAGCUGGGAUGGGGGAUCCUCAGUCAGACUACCAGCUGGACGUGGAUGUCUCCGGUCUUAUCUUCUCCCAUCACCCUCUGUUCAGUCGUGAGCAUGUGCUGGGAGCCCGUCUUGCCCAGCUGUACGACCAGCACCUGACCAGACAACACAAGAACCUCACACAUCUCCUGACUGAAAAGCUCAACGGCCUGAGGAACACGAUUCGUAAUAUGCUGGAGCUGCACAAAGGAGAAGCUCUGAGUCAGGUGACCAAGCAGAGGAUAGCUGAAUACAAACAGGAAGUGAGACACACUCGUCAGCUGCGUGAUGUGGAGCAGGAGAAGGACAGAGUUCUCCUCAAAAACAUCAUCAGAGUGUGGAAAGAUCUCAAAACCCUGAGAGACUUCCAAAGAUUUGCCAACACACCUUACAAACUCUUCAUCAGACGCGAGAAGGUGGAGAGAGAGCAAGACGAGCAGGAGUUUGAGAAGGAGAUCAUGGUGGAGGUCUCAGAACUGCAGGCAGAAACAGAAGAAGACUACCAGAGGAAGAUGAGUGAAUACAAAAGGCUGCACGACGAAUGGAAGUCCUGGAAGAGAAGACAGAAAGCCUUGAAGAAAAAGAAAAGACAACAGGUGGAGGAAGAUGAGGAUGAGGAUAGCGAGGAAAAGCUUGGUGAGGAGCCUGAGAAGCCCAACCCUCCAGAGAAACCAGACACGAACGUCCUGGAGGAGCAAGUGCGGGAGAAAGCUGCGAGGAUCCGUAGGAAACCAGGGGAACCAGUUCUGAUUCCAGAACUUACUGUCUCAGGGCCUGUCACCCCCAAUGAACAGUGUCCACGUGGUGAGUUUGCUCGUAGAGAGGAUGUGGCCAAAUGUGCGCUCUUCAUCAAGGUGCUGUACAAUGAAAAAGAAGUUUCCAGAACAGACAGUCGAACCCUCAACAUGGAUUUCAGAGUUCACUUUGGUCAGAUCUUUAACCUGAAGAUAGUCAACUGGCCCGAGAGCAUCAAACUGCAGGUAUUUGAAAGCAUCAGCUCCUCUUCCUCCCAACUGGCUGAGGUGUGUGUCCCGGUUCCAGAAUCAUCUGUCCUGACAGGCAGCGCUCUGUCGGAGGAGAUAGAGUUUAGCAGCAACCAGCGAGUCACGUUCAACCACGAGGGAGUUGGCAGUGGUGUGCCGUUCUCUUUUGAAGCUGACGGCACUAACAUGCAGACUCUACUGACAUCAGGAAAGCUCUCCUGCUGCGUGUCCUGGGGUGUAGGGAAAGAUGACGUCCCCCUCGCUCCCCCAACCAGUCAGCCUACGGGGGGCAUGUACAGUGGUCUCAGACAAAUGGACGCUAUAGCGUGUAUCGGGGCGUCUAGUCUGAUCGACAUGAAGAAAUUAGGGAAGUGGGCGGCUGAGUCUCGCCUCGACCCCAACGACCCCAACAAUGCUUCCAUCAUGCAACUCCUCUCAGUGGUGAGUGGUGGAGAGGUGGCAGUUCCUGAGUAUUUCCGUCUGGAGCAGCUUCAAGAGGAGUUUAAUUUCCUGUCUGAUGAGGAGCUGCAGCGUUCCCGCCGUUUCCGUCUGCUGAUGCUGAGGAGUCAGGAGGUGGCGGAGUUCCGUCACUUUAAAUGCAUCCCGUCCACCGAGCAGGAGAUAUCUGAAAAAGUGUUUCAGGAUUAUGAGAGGAGGUUAAAGGAGGGAGAGAUUGUCGAUACAAAAGUGCACAUUGAUGCACAUCGAGCCCUUGUGUCCAAAUAUCUACAGAGAGUACGAGAGUCAGUCAUUAAUCGUUUCCUUAUAGCAAAGCAUCAUUUUAUUCUGUCUGAUAUGGUUUCAGAGGAUGCAGUUCCCAGCAUCGGGAUGUUGGGUUUGAACCUGUUCAAACUGGCUGAACCCAAACGUCCUCUAAAGCCCUGCAGAAAGGAGAGGAAGAAGGUCACAACUCAGAACCUUUUAGAUGGAGACAUCAAACUUCUGGUGAACAUCAUCCGAGGAUAUGACAUCCCCAUCCGUAGACCUCACACCGGCAAACCUCCUGUGUCAGCAAGGUCAAGGCGCUCUUUUACAGAGCAGUUUACAGCAACUGUGCCACCCCAGAUGGCCUUACAGGAUAGCGAGUGGCCCCUCGGACAGCCUCUGAUCAGACCCUUUGUGGAGGUGUCAUUCCAGCGUUCAGUUCUUCAGACGUCAACAGCUGAGGGUCCAAACCCCUGCUGGAAUGAAGAGAUUGUGCUUCCAUUCAGUGCUCCAAAUGGAGACUACAGCUCUACCAGUCUGCAGUCAGUCAGAGAUGAGAUCUUCAUCAACCUCUUCGAUGAGCUUCUCUAUGAUAUGGCAGUGGACGAGAGGGAGAGAGGAAACACUAUUCACACUCGUAUAGAGAAACACUGGCUAGGCUCCAUCAAGAUUCCCUUCAGCACCAUCUACCUGCAGUCACGGAUUGAUGGGACGUUUAAGGUGUCGACACCUCCAGUGCUGUUAGGGUACAGUAAGGAGCGGAGUUUGGGAAGUGAAAGUGGAUAUGGCGCCAUCCACAGUCUCAGUGAAGGAACCUUCCUCAGCCUCUUUAUCACCAUUGAACCACAGCUGGUGCCCGGAGACACCAUCAGAGAGAAGUUUGACUCUCAGGAGGUGGAGUGUUUGCUGAUGGCAUGUGAGGUCUUUGAGAAAGAGGCAAAUCAGCAUUUCCCCGACCGGCCCUGUCUCACCACCGUCAUCGACAUCAACGGCAAAACUGUUUUCGUCACGCGGUUCAUACGACCUCUAAACCCCCCACAAGAGCUGCUGGACUCUGUCCCAAACAGCCCUCAGGAGGCCACAGAGUUAGUUGCGCGAUAUGUGUCUCUUAUUCCCUCUCUUCCAGACAGUGUGUCUUUUACAGGAGUUUGUGACUUAUGGAGCACAUGUGAUCAAUUCCUGACACUGCUGGCAGGGGAUGAGGAAGAGCAUGCUGUAUUACUCUGUAACUACUUCCUAUAUAUGGGGAAAAGAGCAUGGCUUAUCAUAGGCACUGCCAUUCCUGAGGGCCCUACGGCGUAUGUUUUAACAUAUGAGCAGAACCGAUAUCUGAUCUGGAAUCCUAGCACUGGACAGCACUAUGGACAGUAUGACAUAUUCUGCCCUCUGCAGACCAUCGGUUGCAUGAUCAACACAGAUAACGUGUGGGUUAACAUCCAGACGUAUGCAUCACCGGUGAGAAUGAGUUUUGACGUCUCUAAGCCAAAGCUCUGGAAGCCGUUUUUCUCACGAGCGUUUCCUGACCCUGGCCUUUCUAGUGUGCAGCCAGAGGUAUUGGUGUACAGAUGGGCUGACAGAGCAGCUGCUGUUGAGUUACAAGACAGGAUUGAGAAGGUUUUGAGGGAGAAGAUCAUGGAAUGGCGUCCACGUCAGCCCACACGCUGGAACCGUUACUGCAUAUCUAUAUUACGUCCAUUCCUGCCGAAACUGGAGCUAAGCAGAGGACGAGAGGUCGCUGAGGAACAUUGCCUUGAGCUACAGAGCCUUCUUGGAGAAUACAGGAUGUCUGGGUUUCCCUUGCAUCUCUCUUUCUCAGAGAUUCAGCCAAUCAUUGAAGCUGUUCACAGCACAGGGGUCCAUAAAGUUGAGUCCACAAAUGUAGAGUUUGCCCUGGCUGUGUACGUUCACCCUUACCCCAGCAAUGUGCUCUCUGUGUGGGUGUACAUCGCCUCUCUGGUUAGCGCACACUAGAUCCCACCACAGCAGAACCUCAUCAUCAGCAAUAAUGAAAGAUAGAGAACUUCUUGAUGUACAGUGUACUCUUCAUAUAUGUUUUUAAAGACAUUUUAUAUAAAUGUUUCAUUUCUCAAUGCUCCUGUGCCUGCUGUUGUUUAUAGUAAUUUUAUAGUGAAACUAUUUCUUUCUAAGUUUAUUCAUGAAUGAUUAAAUUCAGAACGUGUAUAUUUUUACUCUGUCUUUUGCCUGAAUUUAAUGAAUGGAGAAAUAGAUGUUUUUAAAUCAUUUUUGUACACUAGACUGCAACGUUUAUAAAUGUUACUUUAUCCAGGUCAUAUUUCAAUCCAAAAUCAAAGCGGAAUAUAUAUCUAUAUAUAUACUGUAUAUUUGGAAAAUGAACCUGAUUAUUAGGAUCAUUAAAAUGAACAAUCAAGUAGGACCAAUGAAAAUUAGGACCAUUAAAACCAUUACAAAUAUAAUUAAUUCAUAAAAUAAUAUGUGAAUAAUGACAGUAAUUUCAACCCUUAUACAGUAAUAGAAUCAAAUGAAAACCAUUAUUGACAAUAAUGAGAAUUACAAGAAAACUCUAAAGUAAAACGUCAGACACAUAAUGUAAAUGGGGGGGGGGAAUGUGCUUAAUUUUUAUAUAAAGAAAAUUUGUCAGUCAUUUUUAUUUCUUAUUUUAUUUCUCUCCAAUUUGUAACUCCCAAUUCCCAAUGCACUCUAAGUCCUCAUGGUGGUGUAGAGACUCGCCUCAGUCCAGGUGGCGGAGGACGAAUCUCAGUUGCCUCUGCGUCUGACACCAUCAUUUUGCACAUCUUAUCACAUGGCUUGUUGAGCACGUUACCACGGAGACGUAGCUCGUGUGGAGGCUUCACGCCAUCCACCGCAGCAUCCAAGCACAACUCACCACGUGCCCCACCGAGAGCGACAACCGCAUUAUAGAGACCACAAGGAGGUUACCCCAAUGUGACUCUACCCUCCCUAGCAACGGGGCCAAUUUUGUUGCUUAAGAGACCUGACUGGAGUCACUCAUUACGAACUCGCGACUCCAGUGGUGGCAUUCGGUGUCAUUACUCGCUGAGCUGCCCAGGCCCCCCUGGACAUGUAUUUGACAGGUUUCGUUAAAUUCAGUUUUUAAUACUUUGUUUAGAAAAUGUUAUAUUUUGUUUAAUUGUAUUUUUUCAUACAUCUGACUUUGCAGUUAUAAACACUAUUACACUGAACCUGCUGUUGAUUUAAACACCGAUAACCUUUCAAACUGUACAUAAUAUGUUCUUCAAAAUAAAAUAUGGAGGCUUUCUAACUGUUUUGCAUGUGAAAUUGUUACUCCAAGUGUUGAGAGACACACUGCAGAGAUGUUGUCACUCUGUCUAACUGAUGGAUUCGCCUGACUCAGAAACAAAUCUAUCAGAUCUGUCAGCAGCUAUAAGCUCUCUUUGCGUUGUUGUAGAGAUGGGACUUGUUAGGUCUUGUAAGUAAACUUUUUUUUGUCAGU
Messenger RNA from Xyrauchen texanus (razorback sucker), 6640 nucleotides. It is a transcript of the gene cc2d2a, whose product is annotated as coiled-coil and C2 domain containing 2A. Gene Ontology annotation, biological process: non-motile cilium assembly; protein localization to ciliary transition zone. The record is from RefSeq and is a predicted model, not a curated record. Lineage: Eukaryota; Metazoa; Chordata; Actinopteri; Cypriniformes; Catostomidae. Gene Ontology annotation, cellular component: ciliary transition zone. The transcript is spliced from 39 exons. Bases 142 to 5157 code for a protein of 1671 amino acids.